Pectinophora gossypiella (pink bollworm) is the source of this 1143-nucleotide messenger RNA. Its product is annotated as low density lipoprotein receptor adapter protein 1-like. The record is from RefSeq and is a predicted model, not a curated record. Lineage: Eukaryota; Metazoa; Arthropoda; Insecta; Lepidoptera; Gelechiidae. The coding region runs from base 171 to 809 and encodes 212 amino acids. The transcript is spliced from 6 exons.
AUAGGAACGUAAAAUGGUGCGCAUCGCGCGCCUAUCGCCCACUGCGCAAAGGGUUGACUGGCCGCGCGCGCAGCACACGCCACGCGCGCGAAAACUUUAAGUUCAACAUUUUUAAAUUUCAUUUUUAUCAAUAAAUUUAUUAUUUUGAAAGAAAAGGAAAGCUUAAGAAAAUGACGACGCUUUUAAGGAAGAUGUGGAAGAAUUAUCCGAAACACAAAAAGCUCUGCGAAGAAUGGGCGCUGGCGGAGUGCGAGGGUGAGGGUUGGUGGCGAGAGGCGAAGGAGCCUAGCAGCCAGGUGGACGUGCGGUACGCUGGCGCCGCGCCGGUGGAGCGAGCCGCCUCCGCGCCCGCCACCGCGCUCGCUGUGCGCUCCGCUUUACACUCCGCUAAAGGUCUGACCAAGAAGUUGCAGCGAGUGAACCUGGACAUCAGCCCCAAGGGAGUGGUCGUCACUGAUGCCGAGUCUCAAGAGAACGUGCUCAGCAUAUCCAUUUACAGAAUCUCGUACUGCUCGGCGGACGCGGCGAACGCGCGCGUUUUCGCGGUGGUGGAGGGCAAGGGCGCAGGCGCGGCAGAGUCGCACGUUGCGCAUGUGUUCGUUUGUGCGCGGAGAAAACAGGCGCGCGCGCUUGCGCUGUCGCUCGCGCAUGCCUUCAAUGAUGCUUAUCAGGCAUGGCAGUCUCAAGGCAGCUCACUGCAGUCAACUGGAAAACGCACAAACCCCUGGGUGGAAUUUGCGGAAGAUUCGGAUGAGGAGACAGACAAUGAACACUGGCAAUCACCCGCACCCCUCGUGACUUUCGCAUAAACUUUAAAAUAUUAUUUUUAAUUUUUAUUUUAGGAAAUUAUUACGUAAGAUUUUAUUAAAUAUAGAAAAAGUGUACUAAAAGAAUGGGUAGCAAAGCUUUAGACGUGUAUUUUAGGUGCCAUUGAGGUAGACUGCAUAAAAUUAUUCUUAGUUAUUUUUUAAAUUUGAUUUUAUGUAAAUAUUUAAGUAAUUGUGUUAUUUAGAAUAAGUAUCAAGAAUUCAUAAAGUGCCGAAAUUCUCUAUUAAGUCUAAGAUACUAUAUUGUAAGUUUUAAAAUAAAAUACGUAAAUAAGUUUAAAAGUGUCGAAAUAUAUAAAAUAAAUUGUAUUGUUAA